AUGAGGCUCCUGCCUCUGGCCCUUGUGCCUGGCGCACUGGCCAUUUCACUCAACAUCAAUGAUCCUAACAGUAUUUCGUCGGCGGCCUCGACAAUUGCCUACGACAUGAUGACCACUUACACCGGGAACCAAACUGGCCAAGUCCCUGGAUUGUUACCGGGUGGCUUGAGCUGCGAUCCCAAUAAUCCUCAAAUCUACUGUUGGUGGGAAGCCGGCGCAAUGUUUGGCUCGCUCAUCAACUACUGGCAGUACACGAAUGACUCGUCGUACAACCCUGUGGUGUCACAGGCGCUCCAAUUCCAGCGAGGACCGGACAACAAUUUCAACCCGCCCAACCAGUCGAAGAGUAUGGGUGUCGAUGACCAAGCUUUUUGGGCUUUUUCGGCCAUGGAUGCCGUCGAGGCAAAUUUUCCCGAGUCGAAUGAGGGAAAUCCUCCUUCGUGGCUUUCGCUGGCCCAGGCCGUAUUCAACUUUCAGAAGAGUUUGUGGGAUACUACUACUUGCGGUGGUGGGUUCCACUGGCAAGUGUUUUCGUUCAAUGCCGGCUAUAAUCUGAAAAACGCCAUCUCCAACGGUGGCAAUUUCCAACUUGCUGCACGGCUUGCCUAUGUGACAGGCAACCAAAGUUACGCCGACUGGGCCAAUCAGGUCUACAACUGGAUGGAGAACAGUGCCCUGAUGCAGACGGACCCCACGAGCGGCAUUCUCUAUAUCUGGGACAACACUGACGCGGACAACAAUUGCACGGACCAGACAAGAUAUGUGUGGACCUACAACUACGGCACGCUGCUCGUUGGUGCCGCCUACAUGUACAACUUCACGAAUGGCAGCUCGAUCUGGCUGGACAGGGUGAACACUAUCUUGAACAGCACGUUCACAUUGUUCUUCCCGUCAACGUAUGGCGGAAAUAUCAUGUCGGAAAUUCAGUGUGAAGCGCAUCUGGUUUGCGAUCAGGAUCAAAAGAGCUUCAAGGCAUAUUUGGCAAGAUGGAUGGCCGUAACGAGUCUGCUCGUGCCAUCGACAGCACCUCAGAUUAUCCCAAAACUCCAGGCUAGCGCGCAAGGAGCCGCCGGACAGUGCGAUGGUGGCCCUAACGGUCGCGAGUGCGGCAUGCAGUGGUAUACGUCCACUUAUGACACCUCGACCGGUGUCGGACAGCAGAUGGCCGCAUUGUCCGUGAUUGGGGCAUUGUUGAAUCGGCAAGCUCUGACUCCGAAGUCUACCAACACUGGUGCGACUUCGAAGAGUGACCCCAAUGCUGGGUCCACGGCACCAACGAAUCCUGCUGAUUUACGAGAAAAGAUCACUACGGGCGACAAGGCCGGCGCAGGAAUACUGACUCUCGUCAUGGCCGCUCUUGUCAUUGGAGCAGCUGUUUGGUUAGUUACAUGA
Messenger RNA from Cladophialophora psammophila CBS 110553, 1392 nucleotides. RefSeq lists its product as uncharacterized. NCBI's taxonomy places the organism in Eukaryota, Fungi, Ascomycota, Eurotiomycetes, Chaetothyriales, Herpotrichiellaceae. Gene Ontology annotation, molecular function: mannan endo-1,6-alpha-mannosidase activity. The transcript has 2 exons. The record is from RefSeq and is a predicted model, not a curated record. The coding region runs from base 1 to 1392 and encodes 463 amino acids. Gene Ontology annotation, biological process: carbohydrate catabolic process; fungal-type cell wall biogenesis.